AUGGCUGAAAUGAAGUUCCGCCCCGAGCCGGCCUUCCAAAAGCUGGCGGCCAUGCAGAAAGCGCGACACCACUACUUUCGAUGGACUCCCCGAACAGCCCGCAUUACCUUCAUCUACGUUGCUGUGAUCCCGUCGAUUAUGGGCUACGUUGCCUACCAGACCGACGGCCUGUGGGAUCUGCGAGCAAAGCGCAGGGGAGAUAUGACGAGGGAAAUUUAA
Molecule: messenger RNA, 219 nt
Organism: Emericellopsis atlantica
Lineage: Eukaryota; Fungi; Ascomycota; Sordariomycetes; Hypocreales; Bionectriaceae
Exons: 4
Coding region: 1-219 (72 amino acids)
Source: RefSeq, a predicted model, not a curated record